UCAUGGGUUUCCGGUGACGUAACAUUCGGCACUUGUCCCAGCAAGUGUCUCUGUCGGAAUGACGUGGAUGGAAAAUUAGUGGUUGAUUGCACGGAUGCUCUAUAUGAAGAAGUGCCUGUUACCAACAUACCAUGUGGCGCCAAAAAGUUGCUGUUUAUAAAUAAUAAUCUCAAAAAACUGAGCAGGAUGAGUUUCAUUGGUCUGCGGGAGCUGGAAGAAAUUGACAUGUCUGGAAACUUCAUAUCUUAUAUCGAGCCGGAAUCGUUCGCAGGUCUCCCUUCGCUGCGACGAAUCAGCCUCGUGCGGAACGACAUGCGGACAAUUGAGUCGUGGUACUUCCGAGAUGUUUCGUUCGAGCACGUUAUGGUGGCGGUAGAUGGAAAUCCUAUGUAUUGCGACGAAGACUUAAAAGAAAACAUCAAUCUCAUUAAGAGCCGCGUGACAGUCGGCGGAAUAAUCUGCUCGGGAGGUGAAAUUUGGCGAGUUCUCGGAAAAGUCAGAGGUCGAACAUACGAAGACGUCGAAACCCAAAUCCGGAAGAACUUUGAGUCCUGGGAAAUGGCGCUUUUGACCUUGUCGUCAUUCAUCUUUUUCGUCAUAGUUCUCUCAACUAUUUGCGGGAUUUGCAAGUACAGAUCUGGAAACUAUACGACCGGUGAAUAUCUGCGACGGGCAAACCGACGACAUUCCAAUGUUCGGAGCUACGCGGGCUCGGAAGCUAGUGACCACAAAAAUCACCAUCGUCGUCACCAUCACAAAUCAGGGGCAGGUUCCAAAUCGGGACCUCACUCGGCAAAAGAAAGUCGAAAAAUUGAAAUGAAAUCUGAGGACCACUUCGAGGACGAUGAUAGUCUAGUUCUCGGGGGCCAAACACAACCCGCAUAUAGCGAUAGUGGAAGCGAACGGGUUCUCAGUCCCCCUGAAAGAAGAUAUUAACCAAAAACUAACAAACUUGGAGCAUAAUUUAGUGAGAACAUCAAAUUUUGAGAAGACUAUCGUGGUUUUAUUUCUGUGAAUCUUUCGUUUCCUUGUGGCUUUAAAAUAUGCAACUUCUUAUGCUUUACUUUAUUUCAAAGAAAAUUCUAACUUGGGUAAUUCCAA
Molecule: messenger RNA, 1101 nt
Organism: Symsagittifera roscoffensis
Lineage: Eukaryota; Metazoa; Xenacoelomorpha; Acoela; Convolutidae
Cellular component (GO): extracellular matrix
Molecular function (GO): protein binding
Source: RefSeq, a predicted model, not a curated record